Messenger RNA from Schizophyllum commune H4-8, 2487 nucleotides. RefSeq lists its product as uncharacterized. The transcript is spliced from 3 exons. The record is from RefSeq and is a predicted model, not a curated record. The coding region runs from base 33 to 2387 and encodes 784 amino acids. Lineage: Eukaryota; Fungi; Basidiomycota; Agaricomycetes; Agaricales; Schizophyllaceae.
CUUCAUCGCCCAUCGCGGAGUUCGCGGCCAUCAUGAGCGCAAUUCAAGGAUCACCAAACACAGGCACUCGUGUCACCAUGAAGCCGCGCAUAGCAAUCCGCGAGAAGCCCCACCGCUUCCAGCUCUCGCCGCUUCGCGAAGUCCCUGCUGUGAAGACGCCGUUGAACCGCGCCCACAUACCUACUCGCAGCGCUUUCAGGGACAAAACCAAUACCGCCUUGCGCGCCUUGACGCAGAAUACGUCUCGAAGUGAAGUUGGAGGUGUCAAGGCUCCGUUCUUGAAGUCGUCCACUCGUCCACAAUCUACUCGUACCAGAGCAUCCAGCGUAUCAAGAACUCCAACCUCCGCUUCGAAAGCGAACAGCGCCUCUCGCAAGGCUUCCAUUUCUCAGGGCAGCAAUGCCCAUACCCGCUCGAAGACAUCACCCUCGCCAUUCUCACCUUCCAUCGCAAAGCCUACCCAACGAUCGUCUGUCCAGACGCCCAAACGAUCUGCAAAUAAGCUCGCCGGUAACAAGAGAGAUACUUGCAGCCCUUCGUACAACACCGUCCUUGCCUCAGCCCGGUCCGAUACUCCAUCUGCACCUACAUACGACGUACGAGGGGCAGCUCUCAUCGCAAGGGCCACGCAAGUGAUGCAACGGUCUAUGCCCGGCCCACCUAAGCUUCCUGCCUCACGCAAAGCGCUUGUCGAUCGCCAAACACGCAGCGCCUUUUCGGUAUACCAUGACAACUCCAUGUCGUCGGACGCUGCAGCCUUCGGUUCGCCCACGAGUGCGCUCCGUAGGUCAACCAACUUCGACCCUACGCCGCAAUGUUCGCGACUGGCGCGCUCCCCCAGCGCCUUUGGGCACACUUGGAAGGCCCUCAGCAUUGAUACGCCUACGAAGCGCCCUCAGACUCCCUCGCGCAUCCCUCGCUCCCGACGCAAUCUCUCGCUAGAGUCGGCCUUGAACUACCCCCUUGCUCUCGACGAUAGCACUGUGUGCUUAGCCUUCGACCUCGAACAGGACUGCGGGAUCGGCGGAGAAGAUAUGACACCCAUCAGCCGCGGUGCGCUUCUGCAUGCCUGGAAUGCCGGCGUACGUCCCGCGACGCCGUUCAUGCAUAGUCAGUCGAGUGAUUCCAUCCUCGAUCUUGUCAGCAAGAGGGCGUCCGGCACGGGAUUCGCAGCUGGCGGCGCCGUCGUCGAUGAUUUCCUCGCCCGCCUCAAGAACGGAGUGGAGGGCAAGUUGCUUCGCCCUGGGUUCAAGCCCGAAGUCGCUAGUCAGGGUGCAGCUCGUAACGUCGACCCAUCUACCAAGUCAGCUACCUCCGAGGUAUCGCCAGCGGGGCCUAAGGCGAAGUACGCAUCUGUCUCUGCCGUCCGCCCCGGUUCAGGCCACGACACCGCAGGCGACGUUGUGCCCUCCAGGGCCGAUGCGCGUCAGAGCAUGAAGCGCCAUGCGAUCUACACUCGCUCGCUGCACAUGCCGAACUUCCGUGGCUUCUCUGAGGGCGAGGGGUUGAAGCAGAGAAGCAGAGCUGGCACGACUGGUCAGACGUUCAGCAGUAGCCAGCGACAGGUUCAGUUAUCACCCGACGCCAAGGCCCUUUACGAGAGCAGCAAGGCCGGCAGGGCAGCCAACAUCGCCGACAGGUCACUGCUCUUGGAGCCCUUCUCUCUCGACAGCGCCAUUGGAUCCCAGGCCUCGCUCAGUAGCAUGUACUCUCAGACCUCGAUUGCCAACACGCUCUUCAACCAUACGUCGACGCCGCUGGGAACUCAUCGCUCGGCCUACUCUCUCGAUAGUAUCUCUUGCGUCGCGGAUCUUUCCCACUCUGUCUCUGGCAAGUUGUCGACCCUCGGUUCGUCCGCUGGCUCUUGCGACAAUCUCUCGCGAAAGCUUCUUUCGACACUUCCCUGUCAAGACGACCUGCCACCAACUACGUCAGCUAGCUCAUCGGCGUCAACGAACGAAAAUUCGGACGCUGACGUUUUCGGAACUCCAACUAUCUCUCAAACGGCUACACGACCUGCAGACGAACACCAUGACACGACUUUCGCCUACCCUCCAUUGUCUAUCGCCAUUGUGCCGCCCACCGAUCCGAUUAGUGAUGCGUCCUCAAAUGAGUCCCUCUGUUCUCUGGCUACGAGCAGCGAUUUUCUCCACCCAGACAGACGCAGCUUCACUUCGACUGCUCCCUCACUGCCACGCACCAGGCGAAUGUCCUCGCUCAACGUGCAGGUCAAGGUGUCGCCCACUCGGCUUGCUCCGAACUUUGGGACGAAGGCGGGCCACCAUCCUAUCAUCGUAGAACUUUUGGAGGAAGUGGACAGGGACCUCAUGUCGUGGAUGCAGAUGCAGGUGGAAGCGACCGUGUUUGAAUAUGGGGCGGCCUUCUGAGGGUCCUCAUCUGUCUAUACCGAGUAUGCAACCUACUCAGCUCCCAUCCUAUUUAUCUCUUUCCCUGGAAUACACCGCGAUAGGCUUGUUAUGACGAGGA